AUGGUUGAGCACGGUACAGCCCGUCCUAAUGGUACAGACAGCUGGAAUGGAACAAACACAUCCUGCCCUUGGUCAGAAGUCUGGCAACAGUUGUUACGUAUCCAGCCUUCCUUUCUCUGGUUUCUUACUAUAGUGGGAACACUGGGGAAUAUAUUUGUUCUCAUUGUCUGGUGCUUCCAUAAGAGCCGCUCCACUGUGGCUGAAAUUUACCUGGCAAAUUUAGCAGCAGCUGACCUUCUGUUGCUCUGUGGGUUGCCUUUCUGGGCUAUCAACAUAGCCAACAACUUCCAUUGGCCAUUUGGGCUCAUCCUUUGCAAAAUCAUCAACUCAUUCCUUGUUAUCAACUUAUAUUCAAGCAUUUAUUUUGUGGUCAUGGUGAGCAUUGAUCGCUACUUGGCUUUGGUGAAAACAAUGUCUCUGGGACGCAUGCGCCAGCCAGUGUAUGCCAAAUGGAACUGUUUUGUGAUUUGGGUUUCUGCCCUUUUCCUUUGCUUUCCUACUCUGGCAUUCAGGUCAUUAAAGGGUGUGAAUGGAUAUGUGGCCUGUAUUUUGAACUAUCCUGCAAUUCAGUGGACAAUUACCACGGCCAUUUUGCUGAACACAGUGGGCUUUCUGAUACCAGUCUGUAUCAUUACCUACUGUUCUGUUCAGAUCAUCCAAACUUUACAAAGCCGUGACAUUCAAAAGAUCCAAACCAUUCGAACUGAGAAAAAAGCCACCAUACUGGUUCUUGCAGUCCUUCUUCUGUUUAUCAUCUGUUGGCUUCCAUUCCAGAUCACCACAUUCAUAGAUAUGUUAUUUCAAAUGCAUAUCAUUUCUGGUUGUGAUGUAGAUCAAGGCCUUGCUGUGGCUAGUCAGAUUUCUUCCUAUUGGGGUUUCAUCAAUAGUUGUCUUAACCCAAUUGUCUAUGUCAUCAUAGGCAAACGUUUCCGAAAUAAAUGCAAGGAAGUCUACUUUGGCAGAGUUCUUCGAAGACCUAGCGCAGCGCCCUCAAUGAUGACCAUGGAAACUCUCCAUACUUCCUUUUCAGUAGAUAAUCAAAGGAAAAAAUCUGCUGCUAGUUUAUCCCAAAAGCAUAAUUUGCUUAUUUCAUGA
This is a messenger RNA of Notechis scutatus (mainland tiger snake), 1095 nucleotides long. RefSeq names its product bradykinin receptor B2 (gene BDKRB2). Gene Ontology annotation, molecular function: C-C chemokine receptor activity; C-C chemokine binding; bradykinin receptor activity. The record is from RefSeq and is a predicted model, not a curated record. Lineage: Eukaryota; Metazoa; Chordata; Lepidosauria; Squamata; Elapidae. Gene Ontology annotation, biological process: positive regulation of cytosolic calcium ion concentration; smooth muscle contraction; immune response. Gene Ontology annotation, cellular component: external side of plasma membrane; membrane.